CAAAUCCUUCUUCCCCUUGGCCAUUUCUUAAAACGUAGAUCAAGCAUGGAAAUUCUAUCGUUGCCUUUACUCAUCUUAGCGUUAAUAGGUGGGUCACACGCAGCUGGCAUCUCCGUAUACUGGGGCCAAAACGUGAAUGAAGGCACCUUAGCAGCUGCUUGCGCCACCGGCAACUAUGCCUUUGUGAACAUAGCUUUCUUAUCCUCGUUCGGAAACGGCCAGACGCCGACCCUCAAUUUAGCGGGCCACUGCAAUCCAGCAUCCAAUGGUUGCGCUGGUCAGACCAAUGACAUCAGAGCCUGUCAGAACAGCGGCAUUAAAGUCUUACUUUCUCUCGGAGGUGGCUCCGGUGGGUAUUCCCUAUCUUCCUCAGAUGAUGCUCGCCAAGUGGGGGAGUAUCUCUGGAACAAUUUCCUCAGUGGUCAAUCACAGUCUCGUCCGCUCGGUGAUGCCGUCCUGGACGGCAUCGAUUUUGACAUCGAAGGUGGCUCGACCCAGCACUGGGACGAGUUGGCCCGGUACCUCUCGGACAAGAGCCAGCAAGGGAAGAAGAUCUACUUAUCAGCGGCGCCGCAGUGUCCAUAUCCCGACGCUUACCUCGCAACUGCACUCAACACAGGUCUCUUUGACUACGUUUGGAUCCAGUUUUACAACAAUCCACCAUGCCAAUACGCAGGUAGCAUUGACAAUCUUGUGAAUUCUUGGAACCAGUGGACUUCAUCAGUGCAGGCGGGCCAGAUCUUCUUGGGUCUGCCAGCGGCGUCCGACGCAGCCCCUAGUGGUGGGUUCAUCCCUGCAGCUACACUCACCGGUCAAGUGCUGCCGGCGAUCAAGAGCUCAUCAAAAUAUGGUGGUGUCAUGCUGUGGUCCAGAUACUACGAUACUCUCUCUGGAUACAGCUCCUCCAUUAGGAGUGCUGUUUGAGCUUUGAACUGCUCUUGCUUGUUUUCAUUAUUCAUACAAAUAAAAACCUGGCUGUACUCUUCCGCUUCAUCCGUAUAAUGUUAUAAAUAAAUAAAAAUACUUAUAUA
Messenger RNA from Magnolia sinica, 1031 nucleotides. Its product is annotated as acidic endochitinase-like. Gene Ontology annotation, molecular function: chitinase activity. Gene Ontology annotation, cellular component: extracellular region. Gene Ontology annotation, biological process: carbohydrate metabolic process. The record is from RefSeq and is a predicted model, not a curated record. The transcript has a single exon. The coding region runs from base 46 to 924 and encodes 292 amino acids. Lineage: Eukaryota; Viridiplantae; Streptophyta; Magnoliopsida; Magnoliales; Magnoliaceae.